ACCAUGGCAACUGCACCAUACAACUACUCUUACAUCUUUAAAUAUAUUAUUAUUGGGGACAUGGGAGUAGGAAAAUCUUGCUUGCUUCAUCAAUUUACAGAAAAAAAAUUUAUGGCUGAUUGUCCUCAUACAAUUGGUGUUGAAUUUGGAACAAGAAUAAUCGAAGUUAGUGGUCAGAAAAUCAAACUUCAGAUUUGGGAUACAGCAGGCCAGGAGAGGUUCCGGGCUGUCACACGAAGCUACUACAGAGGAGCUGCCGGAGCACUUAUGGUGUAUGAUAUCACUAGAAGAAGUACUUACAACCACUUAAGCAGCUGGUUGACAGAUGCCAGGAAUCUCACCAACCCAAAUACUGUAAUAAUUCUCAUAGGAAAUAAAGCCGAUUUGGAGGCACAGAGAGAUGUUACAUAUGAAGAAGCCAAACAGUUUGCUGAAGAAAACGGCUUAUUGUUCCUUGAAGCAAGUGCAAAAACGGGAGAGAAUGUGGAAGACGCUUUCCUGGAGGCUGCCAAGAAAAUCUACCAGAACAUUCAGGACGGGAGUCUGGACCUGAAUGCUGCCGAGUCUGGCGUACAACAUAAACCUUCAGCUCCGCAGGGAGGCCGGCUAACCAGCGAACCCCAACCCCAGAGAGAAGGCUGCGGCUGCUAGUGACGUCACCUCUCUGCCGUGGGCCUCAUUUUACCUUUCACCUCUGUCAGUUGGAAGCAGUACUUUUUACUGCCUCAUUGUCUUCUGUACAUCUACUGGGUUUAAUUAAAAAAAAAAGCCAACGAAAAAGAGAAACAGCUCUGUUGUCAAAAAAACAGUUUAACACAAUACUAAACCGCUAAACGACUAGAUGUAAUCAGGUUAUCAAAGGCAAGUAGAGUAAUAAAUCUCUCCUGCAUGGUAAAUCUAGACAUUUCCCCCCUCUUGAUUGUUCUUGUGAUAGGUACACCAUCAACACAUGAUUUAAAAACAGAGCAUUGGAGCUGAUCUUCCAUGAUUUUAUCUCCCUUUGGGCAGUGCUUUGUCUUGCUGUACGGUUUAAUUUGAUGGUAUCUUCACUUUUCUCCAUCUUUUAUUGUUCACAUACGUCUGUUGUACCGUUUUAUUCCCCAGUGACCUGACUGCUGAUCUCAACUAUCUUCUGUUUUGCAUUUGUCAGGUAAAGUUCCCUACUGUGUGGGUGGCCUUGUACUCGAAGAGCUUCGCUUCUCGGCCUCGCACAGAGAAAACACCCAUUUAUUGUCCUCUUGUGCUUAAUAGAAGCUUUCUUCUUCCUUUUUUUUUUUUAAUACCAUUUAAUCCUUUUCUUUUUAGCAAAAAGUAAAUAUGUAUAAAUUUUGAAGGAACUGAAUAACAAUACAUUCUGUGUAUAUUAUUUUAAUGAAGAAAAUAAAUUGAUUACUGGCCUUGGAACAGUAUAAAAUACCAGUCUGUACAGUAUGAUCUGUGACCCUGCUGCUCCCGCCCGUUUCACACAAGGAAGUAGAACACACCUGCAGUUGACAAGCACCAGUGACGCUGUCUCCACCUUUGGUGCCGACGGUGUUGGGGACACGAUGCUCAAACCGACGCCUGGCGUGAGGAUUAACACUAGCAGCUCCUGUUCCACCUUUGCACUGUGGCUUACCUGCUGAUUUUCUUAACCGUUCUCAUGCAAUCGACAAUGUGCUACCCCGCUUUUCUCUUUCUGUAAACACUUUGCAUUACAGGCUGCAUUUCUUGCCUUACUGUAUAGAAAAAGAAAAAAAGGCUGGGUUGAUUGUUGCACAUUUUAAGCUUUUAUACCUUUAUCUUGGAGUGGUCAGAUUAGGAAACAGCGAGCCAGACCCACAGGCCUGCUGUCGAGGGAUUUGAAAAUGUGCAUUUUUUAACACUACAGUAAAAUGAUUUCGGAGAUCACUUGUGUUGUUAUGUUACUGUGAGGAGUUAUUCUAGGACCUGUUGGCAUAAGUUGUUCUGUAAAAGGGGAUGUUUUUAAUUGCGUUUUAACGUUAGUGUCACCACUUAUUUGCACAAGGUGGCCUGACCUUGGAAAGGAAUACUGUAUUGUAACGAAACAAUUCUACUUGUUUAGACUUAGUAAGUGGCUGAUUUACUAAGUUCUGUUGAUUGUUAACCAAGUUUGUAGUUGGGACUGCAAUUGAGAAGUCAGUCGAGGUAAGGUUAACUUCGGCAUAUUUACAGAAAUGCACUCGGCUGUUGUGUUUAAAGUGCAUGUUUUAAAUCCCUCUUUCCAGAUAAGGAAAAAAUAAAACAUCUUUCUGGGUUGUAAACAAGUGGUAGUAUCAGAGUAUGUAUAGUCAUUGUUAAAUAAAUAAAAACCCAAACUGGAAUGUGCAGAAGAUAGGAUUUGGUCAAUUUGUGGACCAGUUUUUCUUUUUGUCAUUCACCUUGAAAAGUAAGCUUCCUGGAGCAAGUUGGUCUGUUCUGUUCGAGACUUGGCGAUGAUCCGUUUUGCUUCCACUUGCCGCAUCGAAGGGACUCGCCCAGGGACCAUGACCCUAGUGUGUACAUACUUGCAAAAUAAAGAUCCGGCCCACGGGGACACGUUCACAGCGCACAGGCUCCUUUAGUGCAAUGAAAGCCCCGACUCCCCGCGUUAGUUACAGUUGGUCUUCUUGUUUUUGUGACAAUUGAUUGAGGCUGCUGUACUCAUUGAUGUAACAAGAUGCUAUUAAUCCUGAUAUUUGUAAAUAAAGUACCUGUAUCUAGAUUAA
Molecule: messenger RNA, 2708 nt
Organism: Suncus etruscus (white-toothed pygmy shrew)
Lineage: Eukaryota; Metazoa; Chordata; Mammalia; Eulipotyphla; Soricidae
Gene: RAB14
Product: RAB14, member RAS oncogene family
Exons: 7
Coding region: 4-651 (215 amino acids)
Biological process (GO): phagosome maturation; endocytic recycling; defense response to bacterium
Cellular component (GO): phagocytic vesicle; recycling endosome; Golgi apparatus
Molecular function (GO): GTP binding; GTPase activity
Source: RefSeq, a predicted model, not a curated record